AUGUCAGGAUAUCAUAACGAUAAUAACAGCGGUGGCUACUUCAACAAUGGAGGUAACUACGGUAACAGAGGUGGUUUCGAAAGAAACGAUAGAGGUUACGGAGGUAACAGAGGUGGUGAUAGAGGUUUUGGCGGUAACAGAGGUUACGGUGGCGGAAGAGGAAGAGGUGGUUUCGAAAGAGAAAGAGUUGAAUUGACUGCUCCAGAAUGGGAUUUAGAAAGCUUACCAAAAUUUGAAAAAAAUUUCUAUCAAGAACAUCCAUCUGUUGCUGCUAGAUCAGAUGCUGAUGUUGCUAAAUUCAGAAAAGAACAUGACAUGAAAUGUGUUGGUACUGAUAUUCCAAAACCAGUUACUACUUUUGAUGAAUCAGGUUUCCCAAGUUAUGUCUUAGAAGAAGUUAAGAAUCAAGGUUUCCCAAACCCAACUGCCAUUCAAUGUCAAGGUUGGCCAAUGGCUUUAAGUGGUAGAGAUAUGAUCGGUAUUGCUGCUACUGGUUCAGGUAAAACUUUAUCUUAUUGUUUACCAGGAAUUGUUCACAUCAAUGCUCAACCAUUAUUGAAACCAGGUGAUGGUCCAAUUGUUUUAGUUUUAGCUCCAACCAGAGAAUUAGCUGUUCAAAUUCAAACUGAAUGUUCCAAAUUCGGUAGAUCCUCCAGAAUUAGAAACACCUGUAUUUAUGGUGGUGCUCCAAAAGGUCAACAAAUCAGAGAUUUAGCUAGAGGUUCCGAAAUUUGUAUUGCUACUCCAGGUAGAUUAAUCGAUAUGUUGGAAACUGGCAAAACUAAUUUAAAGAGAGUUACUUAUUUAGUAUUAGAUGAAGCUGAUAGAAUGUUGGAUAUGGGUUUUGAACCACAAAUCAGAAAGAUUGUUGAUCAAAUUAGACCUGAUAGACAAACUUUGAUGUGGUCCGCUACUUGGCCAAAAGAAGUUCAAAACUUAACCAGAGAUUACUUAAAUGACCCUAUCCAAGUUACUAUUGGUUCAUUGGAAUUAGCUGCUUCCCACACUAUUACUCAAUUAGUUGAAGUUGUCAGUGAAUACGAAAAGAGAGAUAGAUUAAUCAAACAUUUAGAAAUUGGUACCAAAGAUCCAGCUGCUAAGUGUUUGAUUUUCGCUUCCACCAAAAGAACUUGUGAUGAUAUCACUUCAUAUUUAAGAUCAGAUGGAUGGCCUGCUUUAGCCAUUCAUGGUGACAAACAACAACAAGAAAGAGAUUAUGUUUUAAAUCAAUUCAGAACUGGUGACUCUCCAAUUAUGGUUGCCACUGAUGUUGCCGCUAGAGGUAUUGAUGUCAAAGGUAUUUCAUACGUUAUCAAUUUCGAUAUGCCUGGUAACAUUGAAGAUUAUGUCCACAGAAUCGGUAGAACUGGUAGAGCUGGUACCACUGGUACUGCUGUUUCAUUCUUCACUGAAGGUAACAAAUCUUUAGGUGGUGAUUUAUGUAAAAUUAUGAGAGAAGCUAAACAAAACAUUCCUCCUGAAUUACAAGUUUAUGAUAAACGUUCAGGUGGUUUCCAUCCAAGAUACGGUGGUGGUAGAGGUGGUCGUGGUGGCCGUGGUGGCCGUGGUGGUAGAGGUUACGGUGGUGGUAACAGAGGUUUUACCGGUUCAAAUAAUGCUCCAUUAGGUAACCGUAGAUUUUAA
Messenger RNA from Yamadazyma jaroonii, 1644 nucleotides. NCBI's taxonomy places the organism in Eukaryota, Fungi, Ascomycota, Pichiomycetes, Serinales, Debaryomycetaceae. The record is from the annotation of a GenBank genome assembly.